Messenger RNA from Anopheles arabiensis, 638 nucleotides. RefSeq names its product glutathione S-transferase 2. The coding region runs from base 9 to 638 and encodes 209 amino acids. Lineage: Eukaryota; Metazoa; Arthropoda; Insecta; Diptera; Culicidae. The transcript has a single exon. The record is from RefSeq and is a predicted model, not a curated record. Gene Ontology annotation, molecular function: glutathione transferase activity. Gene Ontology annotation, biological process: glutathione metabolic process.
UCGUGGCAAUGUUGGAUUUUUACUAUCUUCCCGGGUCGGCACCGUGUCGGGCGGUACAAAUGGUGGCAGAAGCAGUUCACGUGAAGCUAAACCUUAAGUAUCUCGAUCUCAUGGCUGGUGCUCAUCGAUCACCGCAGUUUACCAAGCUUAACCCUCAGCGUACGAUCCCCACGCUGGUCGACGGUUCUCUGGUACUGUCCGAGUCGCGUGCAGCACUAAUAUAUCUCUGCGAUCAGUAUGGCGACGAAGAUAACGAUUGGUAUCCCAGAGACACUAUCCAGCGAGCCAUCGUCAAUCAACGGUUAUUUUUCGAUGCCUGCGUGCUGUAUCCAAGGUUUGCUGAUUUUUACCACCCGCAAGUAUUUGGCAACGCUGCUCCUGAUGGCAGGAAGAGGCUAGCCUUUGAAAAAGCGGUAGAGUUGCUCAACAUCUUUCUUAGUGAGCACGAGUUUGUGGCCGGAUCGAAGAUGACCAUAGCUGAUAUAAGUCUGUUUGCCACGUUAGCUACAGCCUGUACGUUGGGAUUCAUUCUGCGACCGUACGUCCAUGUCGAUCGAUGGUACGUCGCAAUGGUGGCCUCGUGUCCGGGAGCACAGGCGAACGUUUCGGGUGCGAAGGAGUUUUUAACAUAUAAAUAA